AUGACAGGAAGGAACCAAACUGUCAUCUCUGAGUUCCUCCUCCUGGGCCUGCCUAUCAAACCAGAGCAGCAAAACCUAUUCUAUGCCCUGUUCCUGGCCAUAUAUCUUACCACCGUCCUGGGGAACCUCCUCAUCAUAGUCCUCAUUCGACUGGACUGCCAUCUUCACACACCUAUGUAUUUAUUUCUCAGCAACUUGUCCUUCUCUGACCUUUGCUUUUCCUCUGUUACAAUGCCCAAAUUGCUGCAGAUCGUGCAGAGACGAGACCCAUCUAUUCCCUAUGCAGGCUGCCUGACUCAGAUGUACUUCUUCCUGUUUUUUGCAGACCUGGAGAGCUUUCUUCUUGUGGCCAUGGCCUAUGACCGCUAUGUGGCCAUCUGUUUCCCCCUGCACUACAGCACCAUCAUGAGCUCCCAGCUCUGUCUCUCCCUGGUGGUGCUGUCCUGGGUGCUGACCACGUUCCAUGCCAUGUUGCACACCCUGCUCAUGGCCAGAUUGUGUUUUUGUGGGGACAACGUGAUCCCUCACUUUUUCUGUGAUAUGUCUGCUUUGCUAAAGUUGGCCUGUUCUGACACUCAAGUUAAUGAAUUGGUGAUAUUCAUCAUGGGAGGCCUCAUUCUUAUCAUCCCAUUUGUCCUCAUCAUUGUGUCCUAUGCACGAAUUGUAUCCUCCAUCCUCAAGGUCUCUUCUGCUAGGGGUAUUCACAAGGCCUUCUCUACCUGUGGCUCCCAGCUCUCUGUGGUGUCACUGUUCUAUGGGACAGUUAUUGGAUUAUACUUAUGCCCAUCAGCUAAUAAUUCUACUCUGAAGGAGACUGUCAUGGCUAUGAUGUACACUGUGGUGACCCCCAUGCUGAACCCCUUUAUCUACAGUCUGAGGAACAGAGACAUGAAGGAAGCCCUGGGAAGAGUCAUUUGUAAAAGGAAAAUUCUCUUAUCUCUGUGACGAUGACAUUUGAAAUCAUUAUAUAAUUUUGUCCAGAAGAUAAAUUGACAUUGAUAUUUGAAUAUUAUUGCCGACUCUUUUUUCCUCACAUGGAACUUUGUGCUUCAAUGAAAUAUUACAUAAUUCCUUAGUA
This is a messenger RNA of Nycticebus coucang (slow loris), 1078 nucleotides long. Its product is annotated as olfactory receptor 1E2-like. Gene Ontology annotation, cellular component: membrane. Gene Ontology annotation, molecular function: G protein-coupled receptor activity; olfactory receptor activity. Bases 1 to 945 code for a protein of 314 amino acids. Gene Ontology annotation, biological process: G protein-coupled receptor signaling pathway. The transcript has a single exon. The record is from RefSeq and is a predicted model, not a curated record. NCBI's taxonomy places the organism in Eukaryota, Metazoa, Chordata, Mammalia, Primates, Lorisidae.